Molecule: messenger RNA, 1368 nt
Organism: Colletotrichum lupini
Lineage: Eukaryota; Fungi; Ascomycota; Sordariomycetes; Glomerellales; Glomerellaceae
Exons: 8
Coding region: 1-1368 (455 amino acids)
Source: RefSeq, a predicted model, not a curated record
AUGGCGGCUGAGCUUUACUUUGAGCAAUGCUGGGCUAUUCUGAGCACCAUCGGCAUCUCGAACGUUUUCCUGGGCUUCAUCGUCAUCAGCAUCACGAAAUUCUCAAGCAUCGCGCUGGUCCCGAUUAUCACGAGCAUGGCCUGUGCCAUCGCGAAUGGGCUAUGUUUCCGAAUAUUCUACACGGAUAGUUCACCAUUGGACAGGGCGCUCGCGUCCGCGUUCGCCGAUACUUUCUGGCUGGUCCAAGAAGCCGGCAUAUCAUUCUACUCGUACGCCAUGUUGACUCACAUGUUGACAGGCCGCAGUCGGACAAUUUACCUGACGGCUUUCUGGAUUCUGUUUGCCGGCAUCACCGGCCUUCGCGGCACGAUCUUGAUAGCUCGAGUCGUGGGCAUAUACGACGAAACCAACAACACUGCCUCGAAGGUUGUCGACUUUGCUCACGUCGGGUAUUUUGUGCUCCUGGCGCUUCUGGAAUGUCUGAGCGCCUUCUACUUACUCCGGAAAUUCGCGUCGACAAAGAAGAGGUCGUUGAGGGCUGCGCUGAACAUUAGCUUGUGGGGUCACUUGAUGCGCAGCACGGAGAUACGAGUGUCUUCUCUGGCAUUGAUCGGGGUGUCGAGGUCCAUCACCUACACUUUCCACCCGUCGCUACUGAACACGCCUACCACGACUCCCAGACAGAUCGACCGAUUUGUGUACACCUUGGAAUGCAUCUUUCCUGUCAUUCUUUAUUUCGAUCUGUUAGCUUGCAAAAUCCAGUCCGAGAGUCAUGGAGCAAUAAACAGCUAUAACAUACGGCACGUGGAAACACCAAACAUCUUGAGAGAUUCUGUUACUGGCGAGCUCAGCAGUACAAUCUCGCCGUCGUCAGAAAAGCCUCUUGAGAGUUGUGAUAACCGCACCUUGCAUGAGUUGCAUUCGUGGUCUUACUUAUUCUGGCAGGCUCCUAGCCGUAUCUCAAAUCACACCUUGCUGGACUGCAUGUUCCCCGGGCACAGUUCCCGAAGCCACCUCGGGUUGACUUCCAUUACAAUCGGCAUCUAUGUAUACCAGGUAUUUGACGCAAGGAGGCCCCCCAUUUCUCGAUCGGUGACCGAGCCUCACGGCUAUACUUCCCGAACUCCGAGAAGCAGAACAUCAUCCUGGCUCUGCCCUCCCCACAAGAGUCUAGUGUCAGAGAUUCUUCACAUAACACAGCCGCAAGACGCGACGUUGAAAAUGUGGAUCACUAAUACGGAAUACGAAAGCUCAGGAGACAAGCUUCAUUCAGUCUCCACAACCAAUGUAGAUGCAACUCUUGCUGCAAUGCUGCCGCAUCCCUUGACGACAUGGAUCUAUGCGCGGAUAACAGAUGCUACGCAGUAA